Messenger RNA from Culex quinquefasciatus (southern house mosquito), 2182 nucleotides. RefSeq lists its product as uncharacterized. Gene Ontology annotation, biological process: peptidyl-arginine methylation. Gene Ontology annotation, cellular component: nucleus. Gene Ontology annotation, molecular function: protein-arginine N-methyltransferase activity. The record is from RefSeq and is a predicted model, not a curated record. Lineage: Eukaryota; Metazoa; Arthropoda; Insecta; Diptera; Culicidae.
AUGUUCUCUUUGGACGACGGCAAACAAAAAAAACUGCUAAACGAGCCAGAAGUCGUGCCGGAAGAGCUGCUCUACGCCUCGCAAAAGGAAGAGGACAAAAGUGAAGAGGGGCCGGAGAUUAUCAAGCUUCCGGAUCAGCCACAAGCCACGCCCUGCACUAUACCACUAGCCACGCCCCACGCCUCGAGAUUAUUGCCGGAUGUCAACCAGGACGACAGCUCGUGCCGCGCCAAGUCCGAUACCGGCGAAACGCGAGAGAUUAUCAAGCUUCCGGAUCAGCCACAAGCCACGCCUCGCACUAUACCACUAGCCACGCCUCACGCCUCGAGAUUAUUGCCGGAUGUCAACCAGGACGACAGCUCGUGCCGCGCCAAGUCCGAUACCGGCGAAACGCGAGAGAUUAUCAAGCUUCCGGAUCAGCCACAAGCCACGCCUCGCACUAUACCACUAGCCACGCCUCACGCCUCGAGAUUAUUGCCGGAUGUCAACCAGGACGACAGCUCGUGCCGCGCCAAGUCCGAUACCGGCGAAACGCGAGAGAUUAUCAAGCUUCCGCCUCACGCCUCGAGAUUGUUGUCACAGGUCACUCCGGUCGUCAGCCAAGAGGACAGAGGUGACGUGAACGGGAAGAUGGUGGAUAGAGAACUGAGCCGGCAGAUAAAAGCGGUUGACGAAAUGGUGAAACGUUUCGCAGAAGUAUCCCGCCUGGAGUUCCCGGGCGUGGACGAGAAGGAUGAAGCGUUGGCCUCGAGCGGAGGUUUGAAGCGGCAAAAGAUCGAACCAGUUGCCCAGGGUCCACAAAAUCCGCACCCUCCGAUAACCCUUACCCGAACACCACUCAAAGUUCCAAAUUUCGAGUUUCCCUUUCCUUAUCAGAUCUUCUCGGAAUUUGGAACCUGCAUUUAUUAUAAUAAGAAGAGGAAAACGGCAGAAUAUGCCACAUACGAGUUGAGUAUGGAAGGGGAGAGACUCUUCUUAUUAGAACGCAGAUAUUAUAAAGAUCCACGUAUUUUACCGGUGAGGAGGGUGCGGAUGUACAAUCUGAAUGAGAAGCGCUACGUACUGUUUCAUAUGAUUCCAGUUGGUCAUAUGAACGAUCUGAUGAAACAGUACGUAGCCAAUUGCCUAACUAAUCUCAUCCCGUUUAAUGGCAAAAUGAACACCGGACCCUGGGCAGCAAUGGAACGUGAAGAUUUGAAGGCUGCCAAACUUUAUCAAAAAACAAUCAUUCAUGUAGGAGAGUUGAGGGUGCCCCCUAAAAAGGGUGAAUUAGAAUGUUACAAGGUAUUAGAUAAUAAGAAAACUUUGCCGUGUUUGUCCGCCGUUGAAGCGUCCAACCUGGCUCGACUUGCGCGAGAGGUCGUCAAAGAGAACGGGUUUGGGGUCGUUGAGGUGGUUGAGAGUAAGGUGGAGGAUUUUCAGCUGCCGGAAGGUGGGAAGGUGGACAUUAUCGUUUCGGAGUGGAUGGGAUUCUUUCUGCUGCACGAGGGCAUGCUGGAUUCGGUGAUUUACGCGCGGGACAAGUUUUUGAAGCCGAGCGGGUUGAUGUUUCCGGAUACGGCCACGAUUUAUGUGGCUCCGUGCAGCGUGCCGGGCAGGUUCGACGAGUUUGAGAGCUUGUCGGGGGUGAGUUUGCGGUGCUUUGGGCGGGAGUUGCGCAAGCAAAAGUCGGACAAGCCGGAAAUAUUGAACGUGGAGGGGGAUCAGCUGCUUCACGAGGGUCACAUCAUGGCGUGGUUGGAUCUGAAGGAGGUCAGCACGGACGAUUUGAACGAGUUCGACAUGAAGGAGGUGCUGAUCAUCCAGAGGGCGGGCAAGUUCCAGGGCGUUUGCAUUUGGUUCGACUGCAGCUUUCCCAGCGGGAACGCGAGCGAACCGACGAAGGAGGUGAUCCUGAGCACGAAUCCCAACAGUCCGGCGACGCACUGGAAGCAGAGCGUGAUUUUGCUGCCGGAGGAUGCGUGCGAGACGGUGGACAAGCUGGACCCGAUUGCGUUCAGUUUGAGCUUGGCGCGGAAUGCGGAACACCGACGAAGAUACAACCUGCAGCUGACGCUGCUGGACGCGGAAAAGGAAGAGCACAGCUUACCUUGCGAGUGCGUAAUGACCAAGUGCAUCCUUAUGAAGGCCCACCUGCAGUCGAUGGAGGUUGAUCAAUAAAGAGCGAGUGUUUUAAGACGAA